AUGCCCCCUCAACGGUGCGCAAAGUCGCCCAAAAGCAACAGCAGCGUUGACAAGAUCAACUCCUUCGCAACAUUCUCUCAGGCCCUCUCGACGCGCCUCCCCUCCGCAAACGAUACCUUCUCCAUCGACGCCCUGCUCGUGGAGCUCAACCCCCAGCUCGAGACGAUUAUCCGUUUCUCUGGUAGUCCAAGAGCGAAAUCCCAGAGGGCGGAACUUGACAGGAGGGGGACGGAGCUUUGGAAUCUGUGUACCCGACAACGUCGUGAUAAUGUAGACGGGACGGCGGCAGCACCGGCUGCGAGGAAGAAGCUUUUGUUGCGGAGUAGGACGUUUGCUUUCUUUAUGAUUAGCAUCGCGAGGGGUGUUCCGAGCGGUGCUGAGCCGCAACUUGCGGAUGUGGUGCAUGUGAUGAAGUUGGCGCUCAAGGCGGGGAAGACGUGUCUCGAUGAAGGCGGUACCAGCUCGAGUGCUCUGAAGCUCGCCGAGACUGUGUUCGAGAAGGGGGCGGGAUACAGCGCGACAUUAAGUCAGCUACAGGCCAAAAUGUUGGGACCGGAUGAUUUGAAAGAAUGCAAAAAGCUAAACGCUGAAUACUUCAUACUCCGAGCAGCACUGGCAAGUUCGCUCUUGAGUUUGAUGAUGCGGCCGCUCCUAUAG
Messenger RNA from Colletotrichum costaricense, 657 nucleotides. RefSeq lists its product as uncharacterized. The record is from RefSeq and is a predicted model, not a curated record. NCBI's taxonomy places the organism in Eukaryota, Fungi, Ascomycota, Sordariomycetes, Glomerellales, Glomerellaceae. The transcript is spliced from 3 exons. Gene Ontology annotation, biological process: regulation of synaptonemal complex assembly. The coding region runs from base 1 to 657 and encodes 218 amino acids.